AACGGUUUAUGUUAUUAAAGAUUAAACUAUAAAAAAAUAGUUAAAAUAAAGCGUUUACAUGAUGCAGUUUUAAAACCGACUGGCGACUUUAAUUCUACAUAUAAACGUAUUAACGUAACAAUACCGCCGAAUAACGAAAUGUGGCCUUAUUGCACUAAAAGAAGAAUAACUAAUAACUGAUGAUAUCUUACUAUAGUACCUAAUCCGCUAUUGAAUUUUUAAAACGCUCUUCUAAACAAUUUACAUAUUUGAUAUACGGCCCUCUUCACUCUCGUACUGACGGUACGAAAUUAUCCAGCGUGAUUGAGCAUACCUUAUUGAAAAACAAACAAUAAAAAGGACACAAUUCAAUAUGGAACCAUUAAGAACAACUAUUGAUGAUUGCACAAUAAAUUCCAAGUAUAAUUAUAUAAUGCACAGUUCUAGAUUUUCAAUCCCACUUAUUAGAUGUGAUGAUCAAGUAUUUAAAAAAAAUGGAAUUAUAAAACAGGAAAAUAUUGAUAGUCGAGUAAUUAAAGAGGAAAUUAUUGAUGAAACUGACCAUCACCAUCAUAAUAUUCAAUUAUUACAAAAAAGAACUAAAACUGAAGAAAACAAAACCACAAUUGAUACCGAAAUUAAAGUAGAAGUAGAUUUUAUCGACAUUCAUGAAUUUAAAGGAACAGUUUUAGGCCAAAGCAACUCUUCAGAAUUCAUUACUAGUAAAAAUUCGAACUUGACAUCUAACUGUUUCAGGAAAACUCCAUUGACUGAUAACUGUGAUAAAAUAACUACAGCAUCCAAUUUAACUGUGCAUACAAGAAUACAUACCAGAAAAGAGUAUAUAUGUGAUAUCUGUGAUCACAUUUGUUCUGUGAAAACAAAUUUAAUAACUCAUAUAAGGACGCAUACUGGACAGAAGCCGUAUAAAUGUGGUAUCUGUGAUCAACGGUUUUCUCAGGGAUCACAUUUAACAACCCAUACAAGGACACAUACUGGACAAAAACCGUUUAAAUGUGGUAUCUGUGAUCAACGGUUUUCUCAGGGAUCACAUUUAACAACCCAUACAAGGACACAUACUGGACAAAAACCGUUUAAAUGUGAUAAUUGUGGUAAGGAGUUUUCUCUCGCAGCAAAUUUAACAAGGCAUAAAAGGACACAUACUGGCGAAAAGCCGUACAAAUGUGAUAUUUGUGAUAAAAGGUUUUCUAUUGCAACAAAUUUAACAAGGCAUACAAGGACACAUACUGGACAAAAGCCGUAUAAAUGUAAUAUUUUUAAACAACGGUUUUCUCAGGGAUCACAUUUAACAAGCCAUACAAAGAUACAUAGCAGAGAAAUGUCAUAUAAAUGUGAUAUUUGUGGUAAGGGGUUUUCUUUUGCAUCAAAUUUAACAAGGCAUAUAAGGUCACAUACUGGCGAAAAGCCGUACAAAUGUGCUAUUUGUGAUAAAGGGUUUUCUAUUGCAACAAAUUUAACAAGGCAUAUAAGGUCACAUACCGGCGAAAUGCCAUAUAAAUGUGAUAUCUGUAAUAAGAAGUUUUUAGCAGCAUACAAUUUAACUGUGCAUACAAGGACACAUACUGGACAAAAGCCUUAUAAAUGUGAUAUUUGUGACAAAGGGUUUUCUCUCGCAGCAAAUUUAACAAGGCAUAAAAGAACACAUACCGGCGAAAAACCGUAUAAAUGUGAUAUUUGUGAACAAGGGUUCUCUCAGGGAUCACAUUUAACAAGGCAUACAAAGACGCAUACUGGAUAAAAAGCUGUUUAAAUUCGAUGUUUGUGAUAAAAUGUUUUCUACAACAUUCAAUUAAACAAUGCAUACAAGGACACAUACUGGACUAAAGCCAAAUAAAUGUGAUUUCUGCGAUAAGAGGCUUACUACAGCAUCCAAUUGUACUAUUGAAUUAUGAUCAAGCUUUUUCUCAGAAAAGAUAUUUAAAAGCUAUAAAAUGCAGUGUUUGUUCCUUAUAAAAAAGAAUUCGUUCUGUUGUUGUUGAUUUGGAAAAUUAAGGAGUUCCUUUUUUAGUUCCAAAUAAAAUAAAAAUUCUUAUUAUUUAAUCAUUAAUGUUUUUUUUCAUAUGCAUACUUCUUCAAUUUUUAAUUUUAAUUUAUAAUUUAUACCUACUGGUUAGUUUGAGAUUUUCUUCAAAAUUAAAUUGUUGACUGACGUAUGCCGAUUGUCUUAUCCUUUAUUGUUGGAAAGUUUUAACAUUGUUGAAAAUUGGCAAGAUAAUUAUUCACUUGAGAUACACAGAGAAAAAACUAAUUAUAUUCACUUUGGUAUUCAAAAAUCUAUACAUUUAGAUAAAUAUAAAAUCCAUAGCUCAUACUAAUAGUUUGUAACAGAAGUAAUUUUAAAAAUAAUGUAUGUAAAUGUAGUGUAUAGAAUAGAGUUAGGUCUAUUAAAUACCUUGGUUAAUUUAUUGAUGAGAAUUUAAAAUGGGAUGUUCACAUAAAUUAUAUUAAUAUAUUACUAAGAAAAUUUUUUUAUUUUUACAAAUCUCUUAAAUCUAUAUUUAACCUCAAAUUAAAAAAUGACAUACAUUGCUCUAAAUUCUAAUACAAUCUAUUCUUUCUUAUAAAAUUUCUUUUUGGGGAGGAACUUAUCAUGCUCACUAUAGGAAUCUUGUAACCACUUUAAAUUAUUUAAUGAAGUUUAUUUUCAAUAAGCCUACAUUAUUUCCUACAAUUACAACAAUAUAAAGAUUUAGAGAUAUUAAAUUUAAAAUCAUUAUACACAAAAAACAUUUUUAUGUUAUUUUAUAAUUUCAAACAUUGAAAACAACCAUUGAUGUUCCAUGUAACAUCUACAAUACUCGCUUUAAGGUCAAUACUACCUAAUAUCAUCGUCCCUAAAAUUAAUACUGUAUUUGGGCAACAAAGCCCUAAAUAUAAGUUUAUUCAAUUUUGUAUUUAUGAUAAUUUCAAUAUUCAUAAUUUUAAUAGUUUCAUAAUGUAUAAAACAUAUAUAACUAAUAUUUUGUGUCAAUAACUGUUAUGUUUAGUUUUUUUUCUCUUUACUUAUACCUACUUAAAUUCAAAUAAUAAUUCAUAAUGUAUAAAAAUGUAUAACCAGUUUUGUUUCAGUAACUGUUAUGCUUAGUUUCUUUCUUCUUACUUAUAUUUAAAUUUAAAUAACUAUAUUAACUAUUAUUAUGUAAAAUGAUGACGACUUAAGACUACUUGUAUCACAAACUUCCUCUUUUCAGCGCAAGCUUGCUUUUGAUAGGAGAACCAAUGCUUUAAAUAUUCUUUGUACUUUUAUUUAUUUAUCUUAUAAUUGUAAUUGGUGUCUAAUAAAUAUUAUUAUUAAUAAUAAUUAUAUUUUAUAUAGGUAAUCAUUUCUAUAUAAAUUAUAAUUUAAAACUUUAAGAAAUACCAGAGGAAAACAUUUAAAAGCAUUGUAUUUGUAUUCUAGUAAUCUACCACUCUAAAGUUGUAUAAUAUAAGGAAAACAUUUUUCAAAAAAAAAUUCAGGCUUUAGAGGGUUAAUAAAGUGACUGAUGAGUAACGAUUAACGUCGAUACUCGAUAACGAUCACUAAUAGGCAAUAUACAUUAUACACAUUAAAAAAAAUAUAUCUUAAUUUCAAUUAUUUACAUAUCUGUGUAAAUUAUUGGAACUAGAAAGGAACGAGAAAUGUUAUUAUAAAUUCUUGAAAAAAGAACUUCAUUUUCUCAUUUUUUUUUUAUAAAAAAGGAAUUGUUCCAGGAAUCCGUUCCUUUUGGAACUUGUUUCCUUCCAAACACUGAU
Molecule: messenger RNA, 3735 nt
Organism: Metopolophium dirhodum (rose-grain aphid)
Lineage: Eukaryota; Metazoa; Arthropoda; Insecta; Hemiptera; Aphididae
Product: zinc finger protein OZF-like
Exons: 4
Coding region: 353-1738 (461 amino acids)
Biological process (GO): regulation of transcription by RNA polymerase II
Cellular component (GO): nucleus
Molecular function (GO): RNA polymerase II cis-regulatory region sequence-specific DNA binding; DNA-binding transcription factor activity, RNA polymerase II-specific
Source: RefSeq, a predicted model, not a curated record